CGUCAUUGGGAGCCCAAGCCGAUUUCAACAAAGUAUUCAUAUGCAUCUAAAAGAUACCAAAGCACCACCAAUGCAACAAUAGCAAAAAAGUGGGAUUUAGCUACUCUAUAUGGGAUCAGAACUUCAGGAAUACGACUUUUCCAAUGAACUCCUCCCAGAGUUGAUAGCAGAGUCAGACCAGGAGGAUUUCGACCUUUCAUACUAUGAUCCAUUCUUGGGAAAUCUUUGCGCUACAGGACGAUUUGUGGAUUUGCCAGUAAUUAUCACACCUGAAGGGGAUAGAGGGACAGAUGUCGGCAUCACACUGAUUGCACGAAAGCAAUUAUCAUCAUCAUCAUCAUUUCAACAACAUCCUCAACCUCCUUACCGUAUGAUUAGACCAAGGUCGUCACUGAUGUCAUUUCUCUCACCCAUCUGUCAAGUGGCUACACCUUCCACAACAUCACGAAUGGGGCCUCCUGAUGAGCAAUUCCUGGUCCGUACGAGGGAAAGCGUGGCCAUUCUUGCGCCAAAGAAAGAUGUUCCUACAGAAAUUUAUAGAGUCGAACCCGACUAUAUCAGCAAAAUGGCCCAGAUUUCAACAAGACCUUCUAACUGCACUGACGUGACGAUCCAUGCCGCCAUGUCUCCUUAUACCCCCAAUACAUAUGCUUUCAUGGGCGACAGAGGAAGAAUUGCUUUAUGGACUCCAACCAUCUUAUCUAGUGGCAGGACUUUUGAUGACUUGGACGACUAUAGUAUGGUGUUAUACGACAGUGACGAUGAAGGUGAAUAUAGUACAAUGCUUACAGGAUCGACAGACUCUUCAUCAAAAGUAACCAUCAUUCGUGAUGCGGAUCCAACAUUUUCCUCAGACGCUACUACACAGGAUCAUGACCCUUGGCAGAGUUGUACCUGGGGAGCUCAUCCUUCGCAGCUGAUAACGGCGUCCAGGAAAUCACUUGAUUUGGUUGACUUUAGAGUGGAACGCAAGGCAACCCAGACGUACCUCUUUACACCAAGGAUAGGAGAAACUAUUCGUGCAAUUCAAGAGGAUCAGGCGCUUCAGUUAGCUCCCUUUCAGACCUAUAUCGCUACGUCACACCAAGUUGCGUGUAUUGACCAACGAUAUGCGAAAAGGCCCCUCAUUUCAUGGGCGCACCAAAUGGAUCGUUUUAUGCCAUGUGGAAUAAAAGCUAUGGACCUUGUAUCAGAAGGCAAAAAUUACUGUAAGAUUUUCCUCUCCUUUCUAUGAUUGAUUUGCAUUUGAUCAGUUUGUCGUAAAUCCGUAAAUCUAG
Molecule: messenger RNA, 1277 nt
Organism: Lobosporangium transversale
Lineage: Eukaryota; Fungi; Mortierellomycota; Mortierellomycetes; Mortierellales; Mortierellaceae
Exons: 4
Coding region: 110-1234 (374 amino acids)
Biological process (GO): transcription by RNA polymerase I
Cellular component (GO): fibrillar center
Molecular function (GO): RNA polymerase I core promoter sequence-specific DNA binding
Source: RefSeq, a predicted model, not a curated record